UGGCGGUUUAAUCAUCCUAUCACUUGCGUUGCAAACGCCUCCUGUGGGCGUUGAUAAAUGUUUUCCAGGAUGUGCUCGCAACUGUGUUGUUUAUCGCCUCUGAGCAAGGCGAAGCGUGUGAAGGUGUAAAUCUAUGGUGAAGGAGUCAUCCUGUCUUACCCUGCGUGAAGCAUGGAUGCUACUCAGAUGAUCAGUGACUCCAUCUUGGAGUCAAAUGAGGAGGAGAAGGAAGAGGAGCCUGAAGAUAAGAGGGAUCGACCAUUGGCCAAACUGUGCAUCUUGAAAAAUGAGCACGUCCCUGAGACAGAGUUGCCCCUCUUUCUGGGAGAUAACGUGCUGGGCCGUGACCCCAACACCUGCCCCCUGCUUUUACCAGCACCGUCCAUAUCCAAGCAGCAUGCUUCCAUCUGCAUCUCUGUCUACCGGACAAGAGGUGGUCACAGCGAAGUGGAGGCUUUGGUUUGGGACCUUGGGAGCAUGAACGGGACCUGCAAAGGCCGCUUAAAGCUCACUCCUAAUGUGCGCUACGCCCUCAGCGAUGGUGACAGUUUGGCGGUGGCAGACAUCCCUUGUCGGUAUGUCAACUGCACUAGAGACACAAUCUCUAUGCGAGGGGGCACGAGGACUCCUGUGAGCAGAAAUGUGGGGUUAAUGGCCGGGACACCAGAUGCCUCAGGAAAAAAGGGAGGUGACAAUAUCACAGACGGCAAGAAAUGUGUCAAUGGAGGCACAACGGGUAAGGUGUCAUUAACGAAGACUCCUGUCAAAACCAGUUGCCUGUCCUUUGAACAAACUCCAACCCAGCCACAGGGGACCCUGGUCCCAGAAUCUGACUCAGACUCAGAUGGAGAAAGAGGGCGAGGAGGAGACAGAAGGCACAAGGCUUUAGUGUCUGACUCUGACUCCCAUAAAUCUAGUCCCACUUGUUCUACAUUCCUGAGUCCCACAUACAAAAUCGUCCCUGAAAGUGAGGAUGAAAGUCCCAUCACACCAUCCUCCUUCGCUAAAAAUAGACCUUCCAGACAUGUCAGCUUCAGCAAGGAGGAGACAGAAGUAGAUGUGGCUGGACAGCUGCUGGAGGAAAAAAAGACACAUGCGCUUGAGGAUGACAGUGAAGAGGAGGAAGGAAUGGAGAAAGAAAGUGUUGCAUCAGAAGGAACACAGUUUAAGAGAAGUGGGCAAAAUGUGCCAGUGACACAGGAAAAAAAUGUCAGUCUUGCGGGAGAAUAUGAAUUGCCUGUGUCUGCACCAGCAGUCUCCACAGAAGUGAUCCCUGCAUUUAACAUGGACAGUGACACUGAUGCGGAGGGAGAGGAGGAAGGGGUGGCAUCCGCGGUGACCUUGAACACGAACCAAGCUAGUCAGCCACCAAACACUGCCGAGUUCCAUAUGGACAGUGACACAGACGAGGAUGAAGAUGCCUUGGACAAAGAUCCUCAAACUGUUACUUCCUCUGAUGACAGUACCAAACCUCCUCAUGUUAAUUCAUAUAUUCAGCCUGAGGGAAUCAUUAUGGACAGUGAGACUGAUGUGGACGACGACGACGCUGCUGUGUCAGACACUGCCACAAAAGCCGAACCCAUGUCAUUUCAGAGUGCACCCACAGCUGACUCUGCUCCUUUAACGCAGCAGAAAGAUGUCCAACUAGACAGUGACACAGACGUUGAUGAGGAAGAAGAAACGGAAUGUGGAACAAAUAAAUCAAACUCUAAAAUAGAUGCAACUCCCACUGGAUUGGAUAUGAAGCCAACUGGGCCUGAAUCUGCCCCUGCUGCUCCUCGUAGCCUACAUCUCGACAGUGACACAGAUGAUGAAGCAAUCCCGGCCCCUACCCUAAGUGGACCGCCCGAGGUGUCUGAUGAAGCCACAGAAUCAUGCACAGCUGCAGACAGAGGAGCUCAUGUUCGGUCUGACAGUGACAAAGACGUGGAACAAGGUUCUCCUCAGGUUAUAUCUGUUGUUGGUACCAUGCCAGGAGCUCUUGAGUCCGAUUCUGAUGCAGAUACAGAUGUGGAUGGAUCUAGCCAGCCCCCUGCCGGAGACGUGGCAAAUUUAACUGACCUCGGAGUGGACAGUGAUACCAAUGUGGAGGAUAAGGAGGCAGACAUUGAGAAGGCAGGUGACGACCAGAUCCCGGGCUUACGCAGAGAAAACACACCUGGGCUGCUGGUCCCUCUUCUGCAGAACUGCUCUACUCCCGUACAAAUGUCAGAUCGAGAAGUGGAAAAUAUGGAUACUCAGGCUUUCCUGAGUCCCUCUUCAGUUCCAUUCAGAUGUGCAGGAGCCCCCUCUGUCGCACCGGGAGCAUUGUCAUCCUGCUCAGACAGCCAGGAGGACGAGCAUUUUGUUGUGGCCGAGACACAGUCCUUCAUUCUUCAGACCAGAGACGGCCAAAGCAGCGACCACGCCUCGGAAUUCACCCAAGCUUUUGGCCAUGAACCUUCUGGUCACGAAAAUGAUGGCCAGUCCAGCAGAGCAGGGUCUUUUCAGCUGGGAUUGCCUGAGAGCAGCCACCUGCGGUCUCAGGCCCAAGCUCUGGCCAUGGAGAGCACCCAGACUUUUGCCCCCUUGGAAAUGAGUGUGAAUAUGGAAGAUACCCAAGCAUUCGCGGCCACCUUAACUGCAGACAGAACUUCUGCAGAGAAUGAUUCGAAUCUGGAAGCUACACAGGCCUAUGGAGAGGAGGAGGAGGAGCCAGCCAGAUGCUCAGUAGAUUUGGCUCUAGAAGCAACACAGGCAUAUAUUUCAAAGCCCUACAGUGAUUCAGAGGAGAAGACAGAUGAAGAUGAGAGAAAAAACAUUACUGCUGCUGCUGAGACUCAGCCUUUUGGAUUUCCCACCUCAUGUACACUUGCCAUGGCUGAAACCCAACCAAUAUCAACCUUUGAAGAAGAGGAGAGUUUUGCAACAGACAGACAUCGAGUCAAGUCAGUAACACAUAAUGAAACAGACAAGACGGAGGAACAUGGGCAGACAGCUCAACCUCAGCAAAGUCCAUCUGGUCAGGUUGUAUCUAUAGCUGAAACUCAGCCCAUGGCUACAAGUGACAAUGAGGACAGUGAUGAUGAAGAUUCAUUUCCAGUUCCACAAAAAAGAAAAGCAAGGCCACUGCAACUUCAAGAGGAGCAGACACAGUCUCGCAUUAGGUCUGAUUUCUCAAUUGUUGAAACCCAGCCCAUGGCUACAAGUGAAAAUGAGGACAGGGAUAAUGGGGACUCGACUCCAGGCCUACGUAAAAGAAGAGCAAAGCCCCCUCGACUCGAGGAAGAAGAGAAACAAACGCUCACAAACUCUGAUCUCUCUGCUGUCGGAACUCAGCCCAUGGGUGCAUGCGAAGGUGAGCAAAGGGAUGACGACGACUCGUUUCCAGGCCAACGAAGAAGAAAAGCAAAGCAACUGCGACUCGAGGAAGAAGAGACGCAAACACUCACAAACUCUGAGCUUUCUGCUGUUGGAACUCAGCCCAUGGGUGCAUGCGAAGGUGAGCAAAGCGAUGACGACGACUCGUUUCCAGGCCCAGGAAGAAGAAAAGCAAAGCAACUGCGACUCGAGGAAGAAGAGACGCAAACACUUACAAACUCUGAGCUUUCUGCUGUCGGAACUCAGCCCAUGGGUGCAUGCGAAGGUGAGCAAAGGGAUGACGAUGACUCGUAUCCAGGCCAACGAAGAAGAAAAGCAAAGCAACUGCGACUCGAGGAAGAAGAGACGCAAACACUCACAAACUCUGAGCUUUCUGCUGUUGGAACUCAGCCAAUGGAUACAGGUGAGGAUGGGGACAGUGAUGAAGAAGACUCGAUUCCAGUUUCUCGAGAAAGAAGAGCUAAACCGCUUCAACUUGAGGAGACGCAACCCGUCUCUAUUGGUGCAUUUGAAGGUGAGCAAAGUGACGGCGACGACUUGAUUUCAGGUCCACGAAAUGGAAAAGCGAAGGCACUGCAACUUGAAGACGAGGAGACGCAACCGCUCACAAUUUUGGAGGACUCUGCUGUUGAAAGUCAGCCUUUGAAAACACAAACUGGUGUACGACCUGAGAGACGAAGGGGGACACUAUCUGAAGCUGGAACCAGUGGAGUCAGUGUUAGAAAAACAAGGGGAGGGACAAGGGCAAGUAUAAGAGAGGAGGAAGAGCAGGCAGAGUGUUCAGAACCCCCAAAGAGACAGACAAGAGGGGGGAGUAAAGCUUUGCCAACUACCAGAGGAAGAAGGGGAAAAUCCAAGCCUAAUGAGGAUGAGAGUGAGGAAGAGGAGGAGGUGGAGCUGGCCCAGAAGGCUAAAGGGAAAAGAUCCACGAGGCAGCAGAAGGACAAUGAAAAAGAGGGAGAAAAGUGUGAACCUCAAAGAAAUAAUCAUACUGAAAAUAGCAAAAAGAAGGAAGAACAAGAAAGAUUGCAGGCUGAAGAUACAGAGAGGAUAAGACUCGAACAAGAGAGGGCAGAGAAGGCGAGACAGCAAAAAGAAGAGAUCGAGCGAUCUGUUCAGAAACAUAAUGAACAAUUGGAAAAGAAAAUAAAGGAAAAUGAAGAAAAGAGGAGCUUGGCGCAUGAAAAGGCAGAACGAGAAGAGAGGGAGAAAUUGGAGAGGGAGGAGAAAGAGAAAUUAGAAAAGGAAAGAAAGGAACAGGAAGAAAAAGAGAGAUUUGAGCGAGAAAAGGCAGAACGAGAAGAGAGGGAGAAAUUGGAGAGAGAGGAGAAAGAGAAAUUAGAAAAGGAACAGGAAGAAAAAGAGAGAUUUGAGCGAGAAAAGGCAAAACAAGAAGAGAGGGAGAAAUUGGAGAGAGAGGAGAAAGAGAAAUUAGAAAAGGAAAGAAAGGAACAGGAAGGAAAAGAGAGAUUUGAGCGAGAAAAGGCAAAACGAGAAGAGAGGGAGAAAUUGGAGAGAGAAGAGAAAGAAAGAAAGGAACAUGAAGAAAAAGAAAGAUUGGAAACAGAAAAGAGGGAACUAGAAGAGAAACUUAAGAGGAAGGAAGAAGAACACCGAGCAAGGCUGCAGAGGGAAGCAAAUGAAAAGGGAGAGGGAGAAAGACUGGAGAAAGAAAAAGAAAAGCAACUAAAAGAGCAACAAGAAAACCAGGAAGAGUUAAAUAAGGCCAAAGUGCCCUCAAGAGGUCGAAGAGCGAAGGGGAUAACGGCCAAUCGCCUAUGUACAACAGAGCAAGAGUCCACCAUAGUAACCAACGAUGACGUCCCAGCAAGGAGAACCAGAUCUCGCUCCAACUCCUCCAACUCGAUCAGCUCUGAAAGAUCUGCUUCCAGCGUCAGCGUUAGCGUUGUGGAGGGCAGGGGGAGAGGUCGAGGUCGAGGCAAGGGAGCGAAAAGGACCAGCGAGCCUCCCCAGGCAGCCGGCGUCAGGAGCAGCACCAGGAGGAAAACAGUAGCUGCAGGCACGACGGAGCAGGACGACACCUCUCCUCAUGGAGUCCUCUCAAGGUCGCUCAACUCUGACAUUUCAAGCUGCAGCGUGAGCUCUCAAAACAGAGGAAGAGGAGGCAGGCAGCGAGGAAGACCGUGGAUAACACAGCCAGACUCCAGCUCCGCUGUCAAUAGUCAGAGCGGUAAGAAUUCAGCUCCCAAUCCUGCAGCCAGAGGCAGGAAGAGCAGGAAAACAGAGGGACCCUCAAGUGCGGUCGCCCAGGAAGAUGAAGAAGAGGAGACAGACUCUCAGCAGGCUCGUACCACAAGGGGACAGCGCAGAGCCACGGCAAGUCUCUCUGAAUCAACUGCUGCAGAUGAGGACAACCAGUCCAAUCAGGAGGAAGGUCGAGCCAGUGAGGGAUCACGUCUUUCUCAAAGGAGCGUCAGGGGCAGAGCCCAAACAUCAGUAGCUCUCGCAGUCAGUGAUGGAGGUGAGGCUCAAGACAAAAGAAAAGGAAGGAAGAGAGAGCUGGAGGCAAACACAGAGGAGGAUUCUAGCAGUAACACCAACAUUUCCAAAGUGAAAGAGAAAGGCCAAACAAUGGAGGAAGAAGGGAAAGAUGAAACAAAAGAUGACAGUCCCGUGCAGGCUAAGAGGAGAGGUAGAGCAUCCAGCGCUCAAGCCAAAAAGAACGCAAAGGGAUCUCGCCUUGCCGUGGAAAUGAAGGAAGAGAGUGAGAAAAUAGAGAUUGCUGAGAAGAGAGGCAGAGGUCGGCCAUCGGUGGUCCAGCAAAACAGGAGAGAGGAGCAGGGAGACAGUGGAACUUCUGCCAAUUCCAUGAAACAGGAAGCGAAAGUGGAGACACCAGAGCCAAGGACUCCGGCCAGCAGUGCGUCCCGGAAGCGACAGGCUCCUGCGGCUGCCUCUCCCGUGGCAAAGAGCCCACGCUCGUCCUCGUCUUCCCCUGCAGCUAGAGGUCGACCACGAGCUGCGAGCCAGGCCCACAAAGUGCUAUUCACAGGCAUGGUGGAUGAAGCCGGGGAGAGAGUGCUGGCCCGUUUAGGGGGCAGCAUGGCUCAAGAUGUGGCCGAUAUGAACUGCCUGGUGACUGAUAAAGUCCGCAGGACGGUCAAGUUCCUUUGUGCGGUGGCCAAAGGAAUCCCGAUUGUCACCACACACUGGCUGGAAAAGAGCGGUAAAGCCGGGAGCUUCCUGUCCCCCAAUGCUUUUAUUGUGAAGGAUCCGGAACAGGAGAAGAAGUUCAGUUUCUCUCUGCAGGCGUCUCUGAGGAUUGCCAGUAAUCAGCCUCUCUUACAGGGAUAUGAGAUCCACGUUACAAAAUCAGUGAGGCCGGAGCCCGUUCAUAUGAAAGACAUCAUCUCCUGCAGUGGAGCAACCUUUCUGCCAAAGAUGCCCUCCUCUCACAAGCCUCAGACGGUAGUGGUUUCCUGCGAGGAGGACUGGUCGCUGUGUGGACCGGCUGUCGCUGCAUCACUCCCAGUCGUCACUGCUGAGUUCCUCCUCACAGGAAUCCUUCAGCAGAACGUUGACUUUGAAGCCCACACUCUCUCGGCCCCUGUAACUACUCCACAACAUGCGGUAGGCAGAGGAAGGGGCAGGAAGAGGACAUAGCAUCGUAAAGGAGUACUAUAAAUAAACAUACAAUGAUGCACCUGAUGUGCAGGGAAUUUGCGUUCAAGAUAUCCUUUCAAAUCAGAGACCAAUAGAAUGACUAGUGAGUCAGCUGUUUCUCUGCCGUCAAAGACUUGAAUGUAUGUAUGUAUUUGCAAAUGUUGAAUGUUCACAAAUGUCAAGAUAUUUUGUUCUUACAUUGCCAGCACUGGAAGCAUCUGUGUCAUUGCAGGUUAAGAAUACAACUAAUUUUAUAGGUACAAAAACUGUAUGUAAGAGUGAUGUGAGAAAAAUGUAGGAAGCUGUUCAAAGGGACUAGACUCGAAAUUUGAUGUCAAAAAUCUACUCCGACCAGCAGUCUUAUCUUUUGCCUUGUACAUAUGGAAAAUUUGUAGUUUUUAAAAUUACUAAAGCCAAUUGUGUGAUGUCGCUGAAACGCAGGAAGUUAAAUCGAGUAUUCUUGACUCUCUCCCUCUCCACUCCCCUCCCCUUCUACAACAAGAACAACAAGCAGAGCAGGAAUUAACAGUGCUAGAUUGCUGCAAUCUUGUAUGCUAAGUGCUUAAACUCAAUCAGCCUUUUUUGGCAGCGAACCAACCACAAAGAGGGAGUUGUAUAAAUCAUGUGUGGCUGGUGGAGCCUUGGAAAACGAUUGGAUGUGUUCAGAAGUCCAUCAGCUACAGUGGCCAGAGGAAGUUGCUGAUAAGAACUCCAUAGUGCCUUUUUAUACCGAGCUAAUCAGGAACCUACCAGUGUAUCUGUUUUUCCUUUGUCUCCAUUAACCAACAACGCCUGUUCCAAUCCUAUUACAUCCACGGCUGAGACACGCCUGAUUGAGGCACCUGAGUGCUGAUGCUGCUUCCACAUCAAUAUCUUAUGAUGUUUGUCCUUGCCAUGCAUUUAUCUACCGUCUCUUCAUUUUUCUCGCACAGCUUUGAAGCUAUUUUGUUCUUGUAUGGUAAAUGUCAUCGGCGUCUGAAAAACGGACUCAAUAGCUUGUGAGUUUUUCAGAACUGCGAACCAGCUAAUAUCUUAAAAACCAAGUAUUCAUUUGCACCACUUCAUGAAAUCUGUCUGUAAUGUCGAUGAGGACAUUAAAUAUUUCUUAUUACA
Scophthalmus maximus (turbot) is the source of this 8097-nucleotide messenger RNA. It is a transcript of the gene mdc1, whose product is annotated as mediator of DNA damage checkpoint 1. The record is from RefSeq and is a predicted model, not a curated record. The coding region runs from base 172 to 6984 and encodes 2270 amino acids. Gene Ontology annotation, biological process: positive regulation of transcription initiation by RNA polymerase II. Gene Ontology annotation, molecular function: protein binding. Lineage: Eukaryota; Metazoa; Chordata; Actinopteri; Pleuronectiformes; Scophthalmidae. Gene Ontology annotation, cellular component: nucleus. The transcript is spliced from 12 exons.